This is a messenger RNA of Spizellomyces punctatus DAOM BR117, 2833 nucleotides long. RefSeq lists its product as uncharacterized. The record is from RefSeq and is a predicted model, not a curated record. Lineage: Eukaryota; Fungi; Chytridiomycota; Chytridiomycetes; Spizellomycetales; Spizellomycetaceae. Gene Ontology annotation, biological process: proteolysis. The coding region runs from base 277 to 2682 and encodes 801 amino acids. Gene Ontology annotation, molecular function: serine-type endopeptidase activity. The transcript has 11 exons.
CUUACAUCGAUUACAGCAAAAGCAAAUACUCGCCAGUCAAUGGCUCCUGCUUAUCCAUGUAGGUCAUUUGUCUCUUGAGUGAUUCUGCCGUGUGGCAAAUUCCUAUCAUCUUGGUUAUGCUGUAACUAGCAGUCCUGGACAGCCAAUUGGCAGAUAUGUCCGAGUCUACACAGCUUCCUAUCUUGACAAGACCAUCCGUUUUCUUUUCCCUUUUUGAAGCCCACCCUUUGCUACCAGCCGUUUCUACUUGUUUCCAGCAGACUGUUGUUCGAGCAGAUGAGGAGAAAGGGUCGACUGAUCACGUUGCUUACUCAUCAAAGGCCAAUGAGUCACACUUCUCAGUGGCCAAGAUCGCUUCAAGUGAUAAGACGCAUCGGGUGUUCCAACUUUCUGCCAUCUUUCCAUCCUUACGGCAGUUAUCUCUCGAGUUUUGCGUUUGUCAUGCGUGCUGCACUCGCUCUGCUGGCGGUGUUUGUCAGCUUGGUUCUAGCGGAAGUUCACCCACUACGACCCAUCGACCUCGUAUCUUUUCAUAAGGUUUCAUCACCUGUUCCGUCUCUUGAUGGCCGACAUGCGCUGUUUACCGCUUCACGAUACAACCCGACCGAGAAUGAGACCAAAAAGGCUCUGUGGUUGCUGAAUCUCGAGGAUAAUAGUGUGGUCAAUCUCGGUGGAAAUGUUGUUGGUGAUCCGAUCUGGUUGGGGAACGGAGUAAUUGCCGGGAUUGGAAGUGGGAGUGGAUCCCAGCAGGUUUGGUUCGCCGAUGUGUCUCAACUUCUCAACGACACUUCUCUGAGAGACAAGCCGGAAUUCCACCAACUCACUGAUUACCCCAUUGACAUCGCUAAUCUCAAAUUCCACGUAAACACAUCUACGUUGGCUUUCACAGCCGAGGUUUACGAAGAUGGCUCAUUGGAAACAGCACGUAAGAAGAUAGAAGAAGAAAAGAACAGGCAUUAUUCGGCUGUUGUUUAUGACCAGUUAUUUGUCAGACACUGGGAUGUCUACGUCCACCCUGAGCGCCAUAACAACUUGUUUGUCGUCAAGCUCAAAGUCGAUGGGUCCUCUGUUUCUCUUGAUGGGAACGCUACGAAUUUAAUGGCAGGGGAGGGUUUGGAGACCCCCGUUCCUCCUUUUGGCGACGCCAGUAACUUUGCAUUCUCUCAUGAUGGCAAACAGAUCGCUUUUGCCACGCGCGCUCCCAAAAGGAGCGUCGCCUGGAACACCAAUGUCGAUAUUUACACUGUGCCAACGGACGGCAGCGAAAAGCCUAUGAGUCUCUCCGGAAAGAACAAGGGAGCCGACACGUUCCCCGUGUAUUCUCCUGAUGGGAAAUAUCUUGUGUGGCUUCAGAUGCGGACACCCCAAUACGAAGCCGAUAAGAACCAAAUUGUUCUUUACGACCGGGAAACCGGAAAGGUCCGAAACCUAGCAAGCAAAUGGGAUCGCAGUGCAGAAUCCUUGGCAUGGACAGCCGACUCGCAUCACCUCAUCCUCACAGCCCAAGAUCACGGCCACGUCAAGAUUUUCAAAUUAAGCAUCAAGUCGCGCAAGGUCAAACCCAUUGUUGAACAGCAUACAAACGAAGGGCUGUCCGUCGUUGGAGAUACGCUCUUCUUUGAGCAGAACAGUGCCGUAGCCCCCGCUGAGAUUUAUACCCUGGAUCUUUCUGAAAAAAGUGCACAGCCGACGCAGCGGACAUGGUUCAAUAACGAUCUCUUGCUCCAAACUCUUUUGAGCGAUCCAGAGGAAUUCUGGUUCAGGGGAGCCACUGGCGAUUCUGUGAUGGGAUGGCUGUUCAAACCUGUCACAUUCCAUUCUCAGGCACGCUACCCUCUGGCAUUCUUGAUUCAUGGUGGACCUGAGGGUGCAUGGAAUGAUGGGUGGUCUUACAGGUGGAACCCACAGAUUUUCACAGGCGCGGGAUAUGCCGUGGUGGUGAUCAACUUUCACGGUUCCACUGGUUACGGACCCGAUUUCACGAAAUCCAUUUUGAAACAUUGGGGAGGCCGCCCUUACCAUGACUUGAUGAGAGGCCUGGAUUUUGCUCUUGAAAACUUUCCUUUCAUUGACAGCAAGCGUGUCGCUGCUUUGGGCGCGUCCUAUGGUGGAUACAUGAUCAACUGGAUUAACGGCCACACCAACCGAUUUAAAUGCCUCGUCAAUCAUGACGGGACCUUUAAUACGCUUUCCAGCUACUAUGCCACAGACGAACUUUACUUUAUGGAAAGUGAAUUCGGAGGACCACCCUUCCCACAAGGUCGAAAAUCCAAACCGAACCGUAUCUACGAAAAAUGGAACCCAGCCGCGUUUGUCCACAAAUGGUCCACACCCACUUUGGUCAUCCACGGCGAAAAAGACUAUCGGCUUCCCGUUACGGAAGGAUUAUCUACCUUUACUGCGUUACAGAGACGAGGUGUGCCCUCUCGCCUUGUGUAUUUCCCAGAUGAGAACCACUGGGUGCUCAAACCUGGCAAUUCCCUGAAAUGGCAUGCGGAAGUCCUGGGAUGGUUGGAUAGGUGGGUGGGAAGCGGACAACACAUUACUGCAGAGUCGCUAGACAAUGAACCGGAGCUGGAUGAGUGGAUCGAUGAGAUGGAACAAGAGGAUGACCAGCAACAACUGCCUGAUCAGUCACCUCUUGUUCUCCAAAAUGACGAGCGUACUAUGAUUGUUGAGUAGAUGGCGUUAACUUUGUGGAUAGCAAUGCAUGCGGAGGAAAACAGGGACGUUUUUAAUUCAGUUUUGCUGUUGUGUGGAUGGACCUAGUGUGUUCCUUUGUAUUGUAAUUGCACGAUGAUUCCUAAUCAAAACUGGGGUGUCAAGCUUGCUA